CACGUCCAGAAGCGGGCGGAACUGGAUCAAACAGAGAGGAGAUUAAAACAAGGCCUCAGCCAAAUAUGAAUAAAUAUGCUUAUUCUGCUUUUUUUUUCAUAUAUCUUCACAUCUAUUAAAAGCCAGCCUGUUUUGGACUUUUCAGAGCAGCCGCUGGCAGACAGCUCAGAAAGCAGGUGUGAGCGCAGACCUCUGGACAGAGGUGGCUUUGACGGAGGCCUCUGGGUGCGCUGGUCUGUGCCCAGAUGCGGUGGAGUGAGGGGAGGCGGUGAGAUGGGAUUGGUCAGCAGUUUGACCGACGGGACGGCUGACCUCAGGUCUGCACAACGCUGCCCACUCUCUGCUGCUGUUAUAAAGCCUGCGGCGCGUCGUCAGCCUCCACUAUCUGGAGACGCAGCAUCGGUUUGCAUCUGCACAACGGUUGAAGGCAGCAAGGCGGACAACGAUGACGGACCUGGAGACCUCGAUGGCCACCAUUAUCUCCGUUUUCCAGAAGUACUCGGAGAGAGAAGGCGACAAGCACAAGCUGAAGAAGAGCGAGCUGAGGGAUCUUCUCAACGAGGAGCUGCCGGACCUGAUGGGGCACGUCAAAGACCAGUCCACGCUGGACGGCCUGAUGGAGAGCCUGGACGCCGACGGCGACGCCGAGUGCAACUUCCAGGAGUUCAUGACAUUCAUCUCCGUGGUUACCGUCUGUUGCCACGAGUUCUUCGAGCACGAGGAGGAGUGAGGAGGGCGAGACAAAAGGGGAGCUACGGUGAAACAUAGAAACCGAGGAACCGACACAUCUAGUCAGCACCUUAUCGAUGAAUUUACUAAAGUAGCAGCAAAUAAAAUGUAGUUCAAAUUUUAAACCAC
Fundulus heteroclitus (mummichog) is the source of this 858-nucleotide messenger RNA. Its product is annotated as S100 calcium binding protein, beta (neural). Lineage: Eukaryota; Metazoa; Chordata; Actinopteri; Cyprinodontiformes; Fundulidae. The transcript has 3 exons. Gene Ontology annotation, cellular component: nucleus; cytoplasm. Gene Ontology annotation, molecular function: S100 protein binding; RAGE receptor binding. Bases 446 to 730 code for a protein of 94 amino acids. The record is from RefSeq and is a predicted model, not a curated record. Gene Ontology annotation, biological process: positive regulation of cell population proliferation; positive regulation of canonical NF-kappaB signal transduction.